AUGCAUAUGCAAUUUUUUAAUUCAUUAACGAAGAAUUUUCAUUUUUUUAGAACAUUUGUUGAUGUAAAAAAUAAAAAGAAAUUUUGUAAUUUUUUUAAGUAUGAAAUUAGCACAAAGAUAGAAGAUAAAAUAGAACAGAAACCACAGCUAAAAUUAUACCAUAUUGAUAGCGAUAAUCAUACAUUAAAAAGGAUAGAAAAGGGUAUUAAAACAAAAAAUAGUUAUUCUAUAUAUAUAUAUAAUUUGUUCAAUAGUUCUAUUUAUGUUCUAACUAAUCAUACAAACGAAGAAGAAAAUUCCAAAAAAAUGCUAUACUUUAAAUGGAAAGCUAGGAAAUCGUAUAAAAAAAGAGUUCUUAAUUUACCAUCCACUAAGUCUAGAAGAAGAUACGCACAAAAAAAUAGGUAA
This is a messenger RNA of Plasmodium malariae, 408 nucleotides long. RefSeq names its product conserved Plasmodium protein, unknown function. The transcript has a single exon. Lineage: Eukaryota; Apicomplexa; Aconoidasida; Haemosporida; Plasmodiidae. The record is from RefSeq and is a predicted model, not a curated record. Bases 1 to 408 code for a protein of 135 amino acids.